AAGUAUAUGCAACAAUCACAAUAUUUUAACUAUUGUUUCUCAAGUACAAAACUACCACAUGCAACAAUGUGCAUAAUAUGUUCCCAAACAACAUAUGCGCAGUAGAGUAGGGUGGGGAAGAUAGGACGCCUUUUCAUUCUAUUUUCUCGCUCAAUUUCGCAGUAAACAAAGAACAUUCAAAACGUUAUAAAACCGCAUCCUUACUACUCCCCUAGACCGCCGUUAAUUGCUUUAAACACGAUCAGGAUAUUUGGAUAUUAUGUGGUAAUGGUGUGCCAUCUUUCCCCACAUAUAUAUUAUAAAUUGAUUGCGGCAACAUGUUAUGUAAUUACAUUUAUUUACAUUUUUCUUUAUCUCCAUCUGCGUAUGACCAACGAUUUCAAGUUAAUGCGCCUGCAGUCGGCAUGUAAAUCUAACACAGCUGUUUUUGACACUUCUGUCUUUAUAACAUUGCAUCAAAUAUCUCGCGACACAAUUUGGGUUUCGGUAUUGUUUAUGAACACUUGACUGCUAAAAUGUACGGGCUUAUACUAGACAGCAUGGCUGACUGCAUAAAGAAAAUGUACGGAGAUAAAAUAUGGCACAGAAUUGUCGGUUCUAAUGAUAUUUCGAAUACGUUUACCACGCACAAGGUAUACGAUGAACAACUAAUACCUAUGAUCGCUAACUCAACAGAAGAGUUGACAGGCGUGCCAGUGAAUCUGAUAAUGGAAGAAGCGGGAAAGCACUUUAUUGUGUACAUAGACAACAUUAGAAACGAUAGGAUAAUCAAGGUCCUUGGACGAACGUUUCGAGAUUUUCUUAAUGGACUAGAUUGCAUGCAUGAGUUUUACCGUUUUAGUUUUGCCGACAUUCAACCACCAAGUUUCCAUAUUUCGAAAGAAGAUGUAAACGGCCUUGAAUUACACUAUCGAAGUCGACGGACCUUCACCGGUUUUAUGUAUUACGUCAAAGGCCUCAUCCGUGCGAUAGCUGACAAAUUCUACUCGGUAGAUGUCGCUAUACACAUAACACAACAUGGAUUUACUGGCGACGUAAUGUUAGCUGUAUACAGGUUGGACUACCCAAACGACCUCCACAUAGUGUUUCAAAACUUGGUGACAGAGAAAAGGCAAUUUCGCCUCAACAAAAAACUGAUCUUUCCUUCAAAAUUGUUUUUUGAACAAUUCCCCUUCCACGUUGUAUUUGAUGAAAGGUUACAGAUCUUGACUACUGGGCACGGACUAAACAUAAUAUGUAAUGGAUUAAAUGGAAAGAGAUUGAAUGAAACGUUUUUUAUGACAAGGCCGCUUGGUUAUGACCUAACAUGGGAUAAUGUGCUUAUACAUCGGAACAACGUUUUUGAGCUUACGUCUGUCAAGUCAACGGCAAGAAUUAACAAAAAUACCAGUCAAAGAUUCGAUAGAUCCCUAACUCAUUUUAUUAAACUACGAGGCCAAAUGUUGUACGUAGAAGAAUGGGACUUCGUCAUCUUUUUGGCAACGUUUGUAAUGGAUGAUUUGGACAAGAUGUACGAAAUGGGUGUUUAUGUCAAUGACCUAACUUUCCACGACUUGAGUAGAGACAUGGUCCUACAUGGCUUGCAACAGACAACUGAGUACAAGCUCGCUUUAGAUUUAGAACAGGGAAAAAACUCUCGCUUGGAAGAGAUAAUUCGAACACUUGAAAAUGAACAACAAGUUACAGACAACUUGUUGUACAGCAUGAUACCAAAGGAAAUUGCAAGCAGUUUAAGAAAAGGGAACACCUCCGUUAGUCUCUGUGAGAAAUACGAAGACGUAACCGUUCUAUUCAGCGACGUCGUCAAUUUUGCUCACAUUUGUGAUCAUAUCGAACCUCAUGAAAUAAUGAAAACGUUAAACAAAAUGGUAAAGGUGUUCGACAUUCUGUGUAAAACAUUCAACACAUAUAAAGUAGAAACGGUAGCUGACGGAUUCAUGUGCAUCUCGGGGGCUCCCACGUAUGAUGAAAAUCAUACCAAAGUAAUGGCGGACAUGGCCAUCGAAAUGCUAAUAGGAAUUAAGACAGUUCUUGUACCGAAAUCUAGAGAGCCAAUCAAAAUUCGAAUUGGUCUUCAUUGUGGGGGUGUGGUCGCUGGUUUAGUUGGUCACAAGAUACCGAGAUAUUGCCUGUUUGGGGACACAGUGAACAUCGCAUCGAAGUUGGAAGCAGCUGGGAAGGCGGAGAGAAUUCAAAUCUCCCAAUGCUGUAAAGACAAGUUGGUGACGUAUGGAACUUACGUCAUACAAGAAAAAGAUGACGUAGGCAUCAAGGGCAGCAGAUCAAUCAAAACCUAUUGGCUUAACGGGAGACUGAGUAACCUGAACUUGAACAUAAGCUACGAUUUAGAAGAUAUAAACGAUAUAAGCCCAUACAACGCAGAUGAAGUUGACAAUAGUGAAGAAAAAGUGUCAAAACAGGGCAAAAUCGACACUGGCCCUGUGACAGGUCGACCUAAUGACCAAAAAUUGCACCCUACUCGUUUGCAGUCAAAGAAAAACGACAAAACCAGUAUUAUUUCGAGCGUGGCUACUGAAACGAAAGAAGACGAAAUUAAUAAGAUUCUGGAAACGAUUGAAACGCACACGGAUAAACAAGAAAUGGAGGAAGAAAAGGACGACGGGGGACAGGGCAUUGAAGAGCAAGAGAGCAAAGAGUCAGAUGGUGUUUUGGAAGAAAUUCCGAAUUCCACAGAAGACCACAAGUCAAGCAAAACUGUGGAAACAGUUGACAGGAAUGUAUCUACCGCGUACAGUAACCUAAUGCGAGUUAUAGGCCUUGAAGCGCCCUUAAAAGUCAUUGUGGAUAAAAACUGCACGAUUCUCACUGAGGGUAAAAAAGCGGAAAAACUUGACCAAGGAAUAAAUAACCUUCUUAAUAUACCGAAAGCAGAACAGAAGAGACAAAAAGAAGUUGCUGACGACACGAUGUCAACGUGCGUGUCCAAUAUGCCAACUUGGUCUGGGGAAAUGAAUGAUUCUGCGGUUACAGUGCUGGCCGAAACAGGCGUAGAUGAUGAAGAAGCUACAAAAAAUGUGUCAUCUAUUUGCAGUAUUCUUUAA
Molecule: messenger RNA, 3062 nt
Organism: Ciona intestinalis (vase tunicate)
Lineage: Eukaryota; Metazoa; Chordata; Ascidiacea; Phlebobranchia; Cionidae
Source: RefSeq, a predicted model, not a curated record